Tripterygium wilfordii is the source of this 1322-nucleotide messenger RNA. RefSeq names its product S-adenosylmethionine carrier 1, chloroplastic/mitochondrial. The transcript has 13 exons. The record is from RefSeq and is a predicted model, not a curated record. Gene Ontology annotation, molecular function: S-adenosyl-L-methionine transmembrane transporter activity. Bases 23 to 1129 code for a protein of 368 amino acids. Gene Ontology annotation, cellular component: mitochondrial inner membrane. Gene Ontology annotation, biological process: transmembrane transport. NCBI's taxonomy places the organism in Eukaryota, Viridiplantae, Streptophyta, Magnoliopsida, Celastrales, Celastraceae.
CAAGCCCAUUGGAGAAUGGCCCAUGUAUAUAUACUCGUCCCUGUCGCACAAACAAGCGCCCAAUCGUUUCGUUAGACACUUUGUCAGGAGUCGCAGAAGUACAGAGAGUCUCCGAGUACCGACCUCCUCGUGCUGUUGUUGGACCUCGAUGGGUCCUUUGACGUUAGCUGCUGAUGCCAAAAGCUCGCCGGUAGCGUCUCCAGAUGCAUCUUGUAGGGCAAUGCCAAUGGUGCGGCUGGAACCAAAGAAGUCUUUUGCAUCAAUUGGCAUGGGAGAAGAAAAUCCUUUUGAAUUUCUCCGUACUUUAUGGGAGGGAGCUAUAGCCGGAGGUACAGCUGGUGUUGUUGUUGAAACAGCUUUAUAUCCAAUUGAUACGAUAAAAACAAGGCUGCAGGCAGCUCGUGGAGGUGGAAAAAUAAUUUUGAAAGGUCUUUACUCUGGAUUGGCUGGAAACCUUGCUGGUGUCUUACCAGCCUCUGCUGUCUUUGUUGGAGUAUAUGAACCUUCAAAGCAGAAACUGUUGAAGAUCCUUCCUGAAAAUCUUAGUGCUGUUGCUCACCUGACUGCCGGUGCCUUAGGAGGGCUUGCUGCUUCUCUUAUUCGUGUUCCCACUGAGGUUGUUAAGCAAAGAAUGCAGACAGGGCAGUUUACCUCAGCUCCCGAUGCUGUUCGUCUCAUCAUCUCUAAGGAGGGAUAUAAGGGUCUUUAUGCGGGAUAUGGAUCCUUUUUGUUGCGAGAUUUGCCCUUCGAUGCAAUUCAGUUCUGCAUCUACGAGCAGCUUCGAAUAGGUUAUAAAUCAGUGGCAAAAAGAGAUCUAAAUGAUCCUGAGAAUGCUGCAAUUGGUGCUUUUUCUGGUGCACUAACUGGUGCUAUAACUACUCCCCUUGAUGUGAUCAAGACAAGGCUAAUGGUUCAGGGGUCUGGAAACCAGUACAAAGGGAUUGUUGAUUGUGUACAAGGUAUCAUUAGGGAAGAAGGACCAUCUGCUCUUUUGAAGGGCAUAGGUCCUAGAGUACUGUGGAUCGGCAUUGGUGGUUCAAUCUUCUUUGGCGUUCUGGAGAGGACUAAGCGGUUACUUGAACAGAGGCGUUCUACAUCUAAAAAGCCCUCGGACUUCAAACAGGACUAAAGUUAUGCCCCCCCCCCCCCCCCCCCCCUCCCAGCCACCAGAUAUACCCCCAUCGUUAAGGUACCUGUAAAAACUAUUAAGUAGAGAUCAAGGAUUUUGACAUUCGAGAUCAUGUUUGUUGAGGUUAGGGAAGUAUCUGGUGCAUUCGAAAAACUACUUUCUAACAAUAUAAGCAAAAUAAUUCAACAAUAAA